This is a messenger RNA of Vanessa atalanta (red admiral), 1215 nucleotides long. RefSeq lists its product as uncharacterized. The coding region runs from base 1 to 1215 and encodes 404 amino acids. The record is from RefSeq and is a predicted model, not a curated record. NCBI's taxonomy places the organism in Eukaryota, Metazoa, Arthropoda, Insecta, Lepidoptera, Nymphalidae. The transcript is spliced from 8 exons. Gene Ontology annotation, cellular component: plasma membrane. Gene Ontology annotation, molecular function: olfactory receptor activity; odorant binding. Gene Ontology annotation, biological process: sensory perception of smell; detection of chemical stimulus involved in sensory perception of smell.
AUGGGCGUCGAAUAUUAUUUACAGCCGCCAGUCAACCAAUUAUUUUAUCGUUAUAUGGCUAACUUGAUGAGUUUCUUCAGCGUCGGAGAUCGGGCGGCGUGGGGCUACAAGAAAGUAACCACGGUCCAGGUUAUUAAUAGUACGAUUAUGUAUAUAUUUGGACCAGUAUGCGUCGUCUCUCAAAUAGUAUACUUUUAUUUUAAUUAUUCCGAAUUGAAUUUCGAUAUAUUGGGAAUCAUGUUUUCUAUUUUUCCCGCAACGUGUUUAGCUAAUGUGAACAUAUAUUCAUCUAGAUUCAAAAGUUACAAGCAUCUUUCUUUGAAUUUCUUACAAAAAAUUCAUUUAUAUAAUAUUUAUAAGGAGAGCAAAGAUGAGUUUGUUAAGAAAAGACUGGUUUCUAUGGAACGAAUGACGCGCUGGACUUCAUAUUAUUUAAUAUUUUUCUUCGUCACCAACUGGUUAGGAUGGAUGACAAUAACUGCCGUGAACAAUUAUAAUAACAGAGAAUUGGUUUUAAACCAUACAGUGAGACUUCAAACGUGCCUAUUUAUAUGGAUGCCUUUUGAUUACAGUUAUGAUUACCGUUCUUGGUUUGUUCUUCAUUUAAUAAACUGUUAUACAGUACUGGCUGGAGUAUCGUCUAUGAUGAUAUUUCAAAGCGUAAACUAUAUGAUUGUUUAUAAUUUAAUCGGUCAUAUCCAUGUCUUAAAGAAAUCACUCAAGACGGAUUUUACCCAUAACUUGAGUGAUCAUGACGUACGUAAGAAACUCAGUAAAAUUGUGGAAUACCAUACAUUUAUAAAUAAAGUUUUCAAGGAAGCGGAAAAUGCAUUUGGAUUUAAUGUUGCUGCCAACUAUCUGCAAAACUUAUUUGGCAAUAGCGUAGUACUUUAUCAAUUAAUGUACGGGGGCAGAGAGAACAUGAUGUUGUACGUGACAAUGAUCAUGGCAUAUACAGGGGGACCGAUUUUGAUGUCGUUCGUUCUUGAGGAAAUACGAAGACAGACACAUGACUUACCAGACGUUGUAUACAGCAUACCAUGGGAGAAAAUGUCAGUACCGAAUCAGAAAACGGUAUUGCUUAUUCUACAAAGAACACAGAUUUUGAUGGAUUUUAAAGCACUCGGAGGCUUCAAAGCAGGUGUCGGCCCUAUGAUAUCAAUACUUAAAACAACAUUUUCAUAUUACGUGAUGCUAGAAACAACAAUAUCAUAG